AAAAAAAGCACUGGAGGGGCCAGAGGAAAAGACCACCAAGAAGGGGCUGCGGAAGCAAUGAAGAAAGGCAAUAGCAAGAAUAGAGCAAAGUGGCUGCGAAGGGGAACUGGACCCCCAGGACCUAGGAGGAGUGCGUGAUACGCUGGAGAGUUAAGUCCGGAAAGCGCGAGGAGGCAGGGGCGGAGUGAAGUCCUUGCAGGCAAUGUGUCUGUGAGGGAAGCGAUCGUCCUGGGAGGCUGAAGACUUCAGAGGUAGAGGGGCACUUUUCAAAGUAGGGAAACCUCGGAAUGGGGAGGGGACUGGAGGCCAAGCAAAGGGCGGGGCUUUUAAAAAGUUGGGAGAUGGGUCUGGCGAUGACCAGGGACUCCGUGGAGCUCAAAAGACUGCUUGCUACCCGCUCCCCCUUUCUUGAGAUCGCAACCGGGUGAAGCAGCAUCCGUCCCGCCGCGAAGACAUGAAAGCGCAGGCCCAGAGCGGUGGGCAUUGUCACGUGUGGCUCGUGCGCGGAAUUGGCCCCGCCCCCGGCCGCCUGCGGUUUUGGAUUGGCUGGUCCACCCGGAAGGGGGCUGCCGGUGGCGGCUGUAGACUAGGGGGACUGCCGUCGGCGCUUCGGCUGCAGCGGAGAGCGGCUGCGUCCCCGCAGCCAGAAGCCCAACGGGCCCCAGCCAUCUCCCGUGACUCCAGCCCUGGUCCUCUGGAUGGACCCUCAUCCCUCGCCUCCGGGCAGGUGGGGGUCGCCGAGUCCGGGCCCUCGGGAGUCUGGCCCAGACGGCCGCUCCGAUACCUGCAGCGCCUCUCGGAUGGAGGUCCUGGAGGAGUUCGACAGCGAGUUCCCCCAGAGCGUGACCUUCUGCCAGCUCAUCUCCGUGGAGGACUUCGAGAGGCAGGCGGUGACCUACACGGAACGCGCGCUGCGCCGCCUCUUCCGCACCCUGGAUCGCGCCCCACGGCUGGCAGAGAGGGUGCUGCGCAAGAGCAAGCAGGCCGAGUGCGAGCAGCGCGGCCUCUUCUCCUUUCUCUGGGCGAAGUUCCUCAGUGCCGUCCAGGGGGAUCUGAACCUAUGCAACGGCAUGGGAGCCCAGGAGAUGCGCCAGCGCCUGAAACAGCUGAAGAGCAUCAUCCACCGUGUGCACCUGUACGCCCGGAAUACCAAGAAGAAGAGAAGAAAGCUCAAACUGAAGAAAACAAAACCCAUCCUCCUAAAGAACCAGUCGACCUCUCCAUGUCUACCACCAACUCUGCUGCCACCUCCACCACUACCAUCACUGCCACCACCUGUCACCACCAUAACCUCUGUAGUGGCCCCAUCAUCCCCUGUCUACACUAUGCCCAGGGUCUUUGGCCCCUUCCUUCGCUUCUUAGCAAGCCAGUCAAUGGAGAAAUUGGACAUCUCAAGGUCUGAAGUGAAAUUAAACUGGAAUGGUCUGUCAUCAAACCCAAAGAGCCACAUCGUUGAUCUGACCCCCUUGGUCCUCAAUCCUAGAGGCUUCCAUUUCUCACACUUGCCUAGAAACAGUCCACACAAGCUCCAUUGCCCCGGCUUCCUCUGGACCUCAGCCUGUAGUGGCUCCUCCAGCUCUGACAAGACCCCCACCCCAGCCUGUGCUGGGAAGGCAUCCAUCUUCACUCCGCCUGUCCUCCUCAAGUUCCAGCCUAUUCCCAGACCCAAAGACAACUCAGAGAACAGCCCCAGCAAUGCGGAGUCCAAGUGCCACAAGAGGAGCCCGUGACCUCUUCCCUACAGACCAGGCCUGAGGAAUGAAUAAAGUUCCCAUG
Molecule: messenger RNA, 1776 nt
Organism: Heterocephalus glaber (naked mole-rat)
Lineage: Eukaryota; Metazoa; Chordata; Mammalia; Rodentia; Bathyergidae
Source: RefSeq, a predicted model, not a curated record